CGCCUGCGCACCACUGCUGACUCUUGCCGACGGUGUGUUAGUCACGCGAGUAGAGAGUCCGUGAAAACUUUGUGCAUUUUCUUUUUAUUUAUUUCUUCAGUCAGUGCAAAACUUCAUAUUGAAUCCCAGAUUGAUAUUGUGGACAUCCGUGCUCUGCUAUGUCGUCGAGAGGACCCCGCAACCAAGGUUUUUACGGACAUGACGACCGUGUUGGAGACCGCGGAGGCAACCGCGGACGUGGUGGUCAGCGUGGCGGAGGCAGGAUGGGCAACAGAGGCGGAUUUGGUGCUCCUAUCCUCAAGCGUUACAACCGCCCAAAGUUCGGUGGCGCAUCAGGUGGACAACCUGGCUACGGUCGGCGAGAUGGAAACAGGGCCAGGUUUGCAGAUGAAGAUGGGGACAUCGAGAUGCAGGGGGGCAACCUACCCGACCACAUGCGCAACCGUUUCAAGCCGUACAACUCGUACAACCGCAACAGGAAAAGGAGGGGCAUGCCUGACAGGAGAGGAGGCAGGGACAGGGCUGUAUACGUUCCGCCACACCUACAGAACAAGAGCAGUGAAGGCACAUGGUACAGAGUUGUGAUUCCUCAUGGCAAGAAGCAUGGGAAGGACUUCAUCCUCAGAGAAAUUAAGGCGAGGAUGAGCAUUCCACUCAUUCCGUACAAUUUCCAGUUUGACGGCCACAAUGCUGUUUUCUAUCUCAACGAUGUCGCAACUGCUGCAGCGGUGCGCAACCUGAACAAAGUCAUUGACACGUCUUCUGGUUUCAAGAUGGCCAUCAUAACCAAGGGCUCCGAUGUGCCGAUCGUGGCUGUCGAUGAUGACAUAAUGACCAGUCUCAAGUUGGUGAUGAGCAAGCGCUACGAUGCCGCUCGCGGCCACCUCGACUUGUCGAACUUCCAAAAGGACGAGACCCUGAAAGAGCUCAACCUCUACAUCACCUUUACCCGGACAAGCAUCAUGUCUAUUGCGGUCAAGAUCAUCGUGGAGAACGUUCCUGAGGUUCAGACACUGGACUUGUCAAACAACAAGUUGACCACGCUCUACCCCCUUGGUCCGAUUCACAGCGCAUGCAAGCAGCUGCGCUCCCUCAACUUUGCCAACAACCGGAUUCUCAAGAUGGCCGAGUUGGACAGCAUGAAGGGCAUGUCUUCUGUCCAAGAGCUGAUCCUGGAGGGCAACCCUGUCUGCACAGCAUACAAUGACAAGAGCGAAUACAUCAGCGCGGUGCGGCUGCGCUUCCCCAAGGUCAUCCUGCUGGACCACAACGAGCUCCCACCUCCCAUCUCAUUCGACCUGGGCUUGGAAGAAACGAUUCCCUUGUCAAAGCCAAGUUACUUCCCCUCAGAGGAGGUGAAGCAGAUUGUCGUGCAGUUCCUGGAGCAGUACUUCACCAUCUUUGACUCAAAGGACAGGAGUGGCUUGUUGGACGCCUACCAUGACAAUGCCAUCUUCUCCAUGAGCUCUGUAAAACUCCCACAAACAAAGACUGAUGCCAGGGAAUUCACAAGAGACAGCAGAAACAUCAUGAAGGUCACAAACCUUGAGUCUAGACGUGAAAAGCUCAAGACAGGGCGGGUCAACAUCGUGUCGCUUCUCAACCAGCUGCCUGAGACUCGGCACGACCCUAGCUCUUUCACCGUCGACAUCCCUCUCGUGACGCCAACCUUGAUGUGCUUUACGGUGUUCGGAAUCCUGAGGGUCGUGAGCAAAGGUCUCAUCGUACCAUCGGUAAAAAGCUUCACGAGGACCUUCUUCGUUGUUCCUCAGGGGGCAGGGUUUUCCAUCAUAAACGAGACCCUCUUCGUCACGGGAGGGACUGAGGAUCAGAUCAGGGCAUACCCCACACCGGAAAAUGCACCGCCGACACCUGCACCCGUGCCAGCCCCUGCUGCAACGAAUGAGCGGGACGGCAUGGUCGUGCAACUGUGUACCCAGACGCGGAUGAACAGAGCCUUUGCGGAAAGGUGUCUGGAACAAAAUGAGUGGAACUUGCAGAAGGCAAUCGCGGUGUUCACCGAACUCAGCGUUCGGGGAGCAAUACCCCCGGAGGCAUUCCAAAGCUGAGAACGUCAUCUUGGCCAGCAGGGUUCCUCGUGAUAAAGUGCAGGGGAGCCGCUGUUAAUUUUCUGUAAAUAGGCUUUUUUUUUAGUCAUGUAAAUAAUUAGCCACCAAACAGUAACCAUUUGUCACUCUUGUACAUAAGAUUAAGAAAAAAAAAGAGCAGCUGCAAAACCGAUCAUGUGCCACAAUAAAUGCAUCUCACCGAA
Molecule: messenger RNA, 2272 nt
Organism: Dermacentor albipictus
Lineage: Eukaryota; Metazoa; Arthropoda; Arachnida; Ixodida; Ixodidae
Product: nuclear RNA export factor 1-like
Biological process (GO): poly(A)+ mRNA export from nucleus
Cellular component (GO): nucleus; cytoplasm
Molecular function (GO): RNA binding; protein binding
Source: RefSeq, a predicted model, not a curated record